Molecule: messenger RNA, 721 nt
Organism: Lobosporangium transversale
Lineage: Eukaryota; Fungi; Mortierellomycota; Mortierellomycetes; Mortierellales; Mortierellaceae
Product: ankyrin repeat-containing domain protein
Exons: 5
Coding region: 159-659 (166 amino acids)
Molecular function (GO): protein binding
Source: RefSeq, a predicted model, not a curated record
CUCUUCGCUCUAAACUUCUUCCCUUCUUCUUUCCUUCUUCCUGCUUCCUUCUUCAUCUCUUGCUCCAACAUUGUCACCACCACCAACAUCAUUAUUGUAGACAUAUCUUUCUUUCUCCUACAGCUGAUCCGUCUCUUUCAAUCUUUACUCGCACAACCAUGACAACUGACGAAGGCGCCAAUAACAAUGAACUUCUGAUUGCAGCAUGCAGGGAAGACAACCUGGAAAUGCUAGAACAAGUUCUCUCUUCAGACCAUUCCAGCUAUGAUAUCAAUCAUACAGACGCCUUCGGCAACUCUGCACUUCAUUACGCUGCAAAAUACGGAUCACAAGGAUGUCUGGAGGUUCUGAUGUAUUAUGAUGGAAUUAACGUCAAUGUUACAAACAAUUCAGAGGGCGAUACACCUUUGCACAAAGCUGCUGGAUACCAGGAUCCAGAGGUUGCACUCGACAUGGUCCAACAUCUGAUCAAGAAAGGUGCCUCAGCUCAAAUUCAGAACAAAUUGAAGCAGACACCUAUAGAUGUUGCGCCUAGUGGCACGCAUGAUGAAAUCAAGAAGUAUUUGGAGAAGGCUAUCCUUGGGGCACAGGUUGAUCCACGAGACAUUCCACAGAGUGAUAACGAUGAAUCAGAUGGUGAACCAAGCGAUGAUGAUUAAAUAGAGAAAUAGUCUGCAUCUUGAUUCUUGAUCUAGAGAAGGAAAAAUAAAUUCUAAUGCAA